Nothoprocta perdicaria is the source of this 1595-nucleotide messenger RNA. RefSeq names its product sirtuin 3 (gene SIRT3). The record is from RefSeq and is a predicted model, not a curated record. The coding region runs from base 40 to 813 and encodes 257 amino acids. Gene Ontology annotation, molecular function: NAD+ binding; histone deacetylase activity, NAD-dependent. The transcript has 6 exons. NCBI's taxonomy places the organism in Eukaryota, Metazoa, Chordata, Aves, Tinamiformes, Tinamidae.
GAGCGGCUGCGCGGACAGGAGCGCCGCAGGGUGCUCGUGAUGGCCGGCGCCGGGCUCAGCACGCCCAGCGGCAUCCCGGAUUUCAGGUCCCCGGGGAGCGGCCUCUACAGCAACCUCGCGCAGUACAACAUCCCUUAUCCAGAAGCCAUCUUUGAACUGAGCUAUUUCUUCCUUAACCCCAAACCCUUCUUCACCUUGGCCAAGGAACUCUACCCGGGCAACUACAGGCCCAACUAYGCACACUAUUUCCUGAGGCUCCUGCACGACAAAGGCCUUCUCCUGCGUCUCUAUACGCAGAAUAUUGACGGGCUGGAGCGAGUUGCUGGGAUCCCGCCGGAUCGGCUGGUCGAAGCCCACGGCACCUUCGCCACGGCCACUUGCACGGUCUGCCGCAGGAAUUUCCCGGGAGAGGACUUCAGGGGGGACGUCAUGGCAGACAAGGUGCCUCGCUGCCCUGUCUGCACCGGAGUYGUCAAGCCCGACAUCGUGUUCUUUGGCGAGGAGCUGCCGCGCCGCUUCUUCCUGCACGUGGCUGACUUCCCCCUGGCAGACCUGCUCUUCGUCAUUGGAACGUCCCUGGAGGUGGAGCCCUUUGCCAGCCUGGCAGGCGCUGUUCGCAGCUCUGUUCCCCGCGUCCUCAUCAACCGGGAUCUCGUGGGCCCCUUCGCCUCGCAGCACCGCCACAACGACGUAGCCCAGCUGGGGGACGUGGUCAGCGGCGUCAGGAAGCUCGUGGAGCUGCUGGGCUGGACCCAAGAGAUGCAAACGCUAAUCCAGGAGGAGAAGGAAAAGCUGGAUGCAAAAGACAAAUAGGCCGGCUGGCUCCCUGCUGCUGGAAAACACUGUUCACCUUGGAGGAAGAGCUGUUGUGGCGCGCAGCCUGRGCAGGGAAGUGGCAGCAGGGAGCAGUCGAGAGGCUCUGCAGCAGGCUUGGCGUCUGGGGAGGACGGGGUGCUCGGAGCUGCGUCCAGCACCCUGCAAAGGCAGGGAGAAGCCUUUGCCCAGGAAGGUGACAGUGGCUGAGGGCGAGUUAGUUCUGUUGUGUUGGGACAGUUUACAUGCUCCGUGCAUGCUGUUCCCUCCUCACAACAUUCCUUAGGAGGCUUCCAUCUUUCCAUAAGCAGCUUUGACAGUGGCACACAGCUGGUACCCUGCUGUUGUCCCCACGGCAGGGAGACCUUCGCUGUGAAGCACGGCCAGGAGCUUGCCACAGGACUCGCACACUGCCUUGCGUGAGAUUGGCCUCGGGGUCUCCCUGAGCCCUCCAGCUCCAGAGACCCAGUGGGGCCUGGAUUCCAAAGCCCAGCCCCUGGCACUGCAACGGGGGUGUCAGGCCAGAAGAUACACAGCCCCCAUCACUUCCGAAGGCUGGAGUUCUCAAGCUGCUUCCACCAUACUGAGCACCCCCCAGCUCCUUCACAGACAGAUGUUUUCAAUAGUCACGGUAUUUCCAUUGCUGCAGACCUCUACUCUUAAUUCUUCAGAUGAAAUCUCUGUUAAUCAUGAGACAAAUGCUACCCAUUGGCCCCCACCGUCUGUCUGAGCAAGGCCAGCUCCAACUGCUGGAAGCUCUGGCUCAGUUUUGAAUCAGUGGA